This is a messenger RNA of Saimiri boliviensis boliviensis (Bolivian squirrel monkey), 997 nucleotides long. It is a transcript of the gene PLGRKT, whose product is annotated as plasminogen receptor with a C-terminal lysine. Gene Ontology annotation, biological process: positive regulation of plasminogen activation. The record is from RefSeq and is a predicted model, not a curated record. Lineage: Eukaryota; Metazoa; Chordata; Mammalia; Primates; Cebidae. Gene Ontology annotation, cellular component: plasma membrane.
CGCGGAUUGGCUGAGGCACGUCAUCUACUAUGGCUCGGCUCCAAUCCCGAGGCUGGGUGGGGCGAGGCCCGGUCCCUGUAGCGGGCGAAAGGACCACGGGCUUGGGGGCCACUGCUCGGGUCGCCCGGUCCCCGCGCCUCCGCUGCCCAGUGUUGUUUCCCAUAAGGAAGCUCUUCUUCCUGCUUGGCUUUCACCUUUAACCCUUCCACCUGGGCACGUCCUCUAACACAUUCAAACUACAAGUCCAGACCCAAGAAAGCAAGGCCCAGACAGAGGUCAAGAUGGGGUUUAUAUUUUCAAAAUCUAUGAAUGAAAACAUGAAAAACCAAAAGGAGUUCAUGCUUAUGAAUGCUCGACUUCAGCUGGAAAGGCAACUCAUCAUGCAGAGUGAAAUGAGGGAAAGACAAAUGGCCAUGCAGAUAGCAUGGUCUCGGGAAUUCUUCAAAUAUUUUGGAACUUUUUUUGGCCUUGCAGCUAUCUCUUUAACAGCUGGAGCAAUUAAAAAAAAGAAGCCAGCCUUUCUGGUCCCUAUUGUUCCAUUAAGCUUUAUCCUCACCUACCAGUAUGACUUGGGCUAUGGAACCCUUCUAGAAAGAAUGAAAAGUGAAGCUGAGGACAUACUGGAAACAGAAAAGAGUAAAUUGCAGCUGCCAAGAGGAACGAUCACUUUCGAAAGCAUUGAAAAAGCCAGAAAGGAACAGAGUAAAUUCUUCAUAGACAAAUGAAAUUAUGUUUACCAAUCAAAUUUCAAAGCACAGAAUAAUUAACUUGAAUCAUGGUUUUUACGGUUUUUUAAAUGCUCAAGAUUUUGAUAUUAUAGAUUUUAUUUUAAAAUAUUAAAAUGCAAGAUGAGUUUUGAGCUAUUUUAAAAUAAAAUUUGUAACAUUCAACACAAAAUCAUAGAGGUGCUCUAACUUUCAGAUUUCCUCUCUCUGUAGGUGCAUUACAGAUAUCUAAGUGUAAAAUUAAUAAAUUCUUUUGAAUUCCUGGAAGCAAA